Adineta steineri is the source of this 1677-nucleotide messenger RNA. NCBI's taxonomy places the organism in Eukaryota, Metazoa, Rotifera, Eurotatoria, Adinetida, Adinetidae. The record is from the annotation of a GenBank genome assembly.
AUGUCUACCAUAACACAUCGAUCAUAUAUGGGAACAAUGAAUUUUGGGCAGAUGUUGGCACAUGAAGCCCGACUUAAUGGACUUCAUCGAUUAUUUAAAACGCAUUACAAUGUACCUGAACCAUCUCUUGUACUUCAGCCGUAUUUAUUUUUAGGUAAUUGUAUAUCGGCUCAUGAUGUUCAUCGUCUAUCAAGAUUAGGCAUUCAUUAUAUACUCAAUGUUGCUAAACGUGAUGUUGAAUUAUGCCCAUAUUAUUCAAAAGAUAUGCGUGUACUUACUAUUGAUCUUCGUGAUGAUGAUCGAGAAAAUAUUAUAUGUAUAUUUGACCAAGCGUUUGCAUUUAUUGAUGAAGCUAGGCGAGCAAAUUCUCGUGUACUAGUUCAUUGUAGUCAUGGACAAAGUCGAUCACCUGCAAUUGUUAUUGCUUAUCUUAUGCGUACAUAUCAUGUACCAUUAGAACAAUGUCUUACGCAUGUUGUUAAAGCUCGACCAUGUGUCAUACCAAAUGAUGGUUUUUUAAAACAAUUAAUUUUGUUUGAUCGUGUACUUGUUGAAAAACGUCGACAUCAAGAACAACAACAACAACAAAAUAUGGGUACAAUAAGAAAUAUAAAGAGUGCAAAAGCAAUUGAGAUUCCAAUCAAACAACAAUCACCUGAUGCUCCUCAUCCUGUACCACCACCACUUUCAACUGAAUCAAAUUCAUCACCAAGCUCUGCUAGUUCACCUCCUGCUACUGCUGCUGCUGCUACUACUACUAUUCAUAUAUCGUCAGUAGAUUCGUCAUGUAUAAAACUAUUGGCAAAAAAACAUGUUCAACCGUCCAAGACAAACACUGAUUCACCAAAAUCAAAUAUUCAGUUACCAAAGGAAGAUGUUCAAACAUCAAAACCAAAUACUCCAUCGCCAAAAUCCCAUACUCCAUCACCAAAAUUCAAUACUCCUUCACCAAAAUUUAAUAUUCCAUCACCAAAGUCCACUACUCCAUCACCUAGACCCAGUACCCCAUCACCAAAAUCCAAUACUUCAUCACUAAAAUCCAAUACUUCAUCAAUAAAAUCCAAUACUCCAUCAUUAAAAUCCAAUACUCAAUCACCAAAAGAAAAUGCUCAACCAUUAAAACCAAAACCUCAAUCACCAAAAAUAAAUAAUCAUUUUCCAACAUCAAAUAUUCAGCCAUCUGGAAGUACGAAAUCAAUGCAAAUUAUUCCAAUUGACUACUCAACAAAAAAAGAACGUAGUUCAGAAAAGGUUAAACGGGUUCCAAGCAAGAAAGCAUCAUCUGACAAUGAAGUUGUUAUAGAAAAUAGGCAUAAGAAAAUUGAUAAAUACGAAAGAAUUGGUACAACAAAAUUACCAAAAAGAAAUCGACUUACAACAUCUUCAUCACAUAACGAAUUAAUGUUAUUCAGUAAAAAGAAAUCAAGUACAAAAAAAAUAACAGAUUUUAAACGACUUUCACCUACAAUACGAGGAUCUCAUAAAGAUCAUGCUCCUUCUUCAUAUGGCAAUCAACAUCAUAAACCUGGUCGUAAUACAAUUCGACAACAUUUAAAUUUUACCAAUAGCUAUGCAAACAAUUAUUAUGGUUCUAUUGGACACGUACAAACAAAUUAUAUAACGGAAAUCUAUGAUAGAGUAGCAAAACGAUUUGUUCCAGCUACUUCCUGUUAUUAA